This is a messenger RNA of Rotaria sp. Silwood2, 726 nucleotides long. The record is from the annotation of a GenBank genome assembly. Lineage: Eukaryota; Metazoa; Rotifera; Eurotatoria; Philodinida; Philodinidae.
AUGGGUAUCAUUUGUGGUAGUCUCCCCGUGAAAGGCAAGUCUAAGCUUCCUUUCUAUUGGCUUAUCCUGAAUAAAUUUGAUUUAUUUAUUUUAGCUGAGAAAGGUCUUCAAAUAUGUUGGAAACCACAAAAAAAUAUUCAAACUCAUUUUAUCGAAGUAGUUUUUAGCAAUCAAAUCAAAUCAGAUGGAGGUCCAAUACAAACCCAUAAAAUCUAUCAACAUUUAGGUAUUGCACAAGUAUUCUAUAAAAAUUCAGCCAUUUCUGAUCGAGUUGCUCUUCAUGGGCCAAUAACAUUUCAAUCAUUUACAUUUACAUCACGACUUCUACAACGAAUAGUUGAUAAGCGUCAUAUAUGUUUUUCAAAUAUACCUAUUGAAAUAAAUCAUAUUAUAUCAUAUAUUGAUACUGUUUCAAUGCCUUAUACGAAAAAUACUUUUGAAUAUUAUCAAAAUGAUAAACAAACGAUUAUUGUUGAAUAUAAUGAAGAUAUUGAGUUUUCUAAGAUUUCAUCAAAUGUUCGAAAUCAUCCUGAGUGUAAUGGAUUAAUAAUUAAUUGUAUUCAAUUGUAUCAUCCAGAAACAUUAUUAGUCGAAUAUGAUCAACAAUAUUCAGAAGAUGAUAUUAUUAAAUUGUUUGAUAAGAAAAAAAUUUUUCAUGUGAAAACUUAUUCUUAUUGUUCUUUUGUACAUUUCUACUCUCAUGAUGGUAAAUUUCGAGUAUUUUAG